This is a messenger RNA of Colletotrichum siamense, 618 nucleotides long. It is a transcript of the gene pym1, whose product is annotated as Partner of Y14 and mago. Bases 1 to 618 code for a protein of 205 amino acids. Gene Ontology annotation, biological process: exon-exon junction complex disassembly. The record is from RefSeq and is a predicted model, not a curated record. NCBI's taxonomy places the organism in Eukaryota, Fungi, Ascomycota, Sordariomycetes, Glomerellales, Glomerellaceae. Gene Ontology annotation, cellular component: exon-exon junction complex; cytoplasm. The transcript has a single exon. Gene Ontology annotation, molecular function: RNA binding.
AUGCCUUCUGAACCCAAACCCUCCAACGCGGGCAUCGUGACCGACGAUGCAGGCGAACGCCAGAUUCCCGAAUCCGUGCGAGCCGACGGUAGCACCCGCAAAGCAAUCAAGAUCCGCCCCGGUUACCGCCCACCUGAGGAUGUUGAGGUCUACAAGAACCGCACUGCCGCAGCUUUCCGUGACCGCGGAACGAGGACCGGCAUCCCUGGUGCGGCCGGCCUGAAAGACGACAAGCCUGAGGCGUCAUCUUCAGCUGCUAGCAAUAAGAACGCCAAGCGUCGAGAGGCAAGAAGGAAGGCCAAGGCCGGCACCGAAGACGAAGCCGACGACCAGAAGGCCAAGACUGUCGAUGAGGCACCCAAGGCCGAGGAGGCUGAUCCUGAGGUGGAGCGAGAGAAGAAGGCCCGCAACAUAAAGAAAAAGCUCAAGCAGGCGAAAGACCUCAAGAAUAAGAAGGAAGGAGGAGAGACGCUUCUGCCCGAGCAAAUUGCCAAGGUCAUCAAGAUCAACGAGCUUAUUCGCGAGCUGGACGCUCUCGGAUUCGACGCUGAUGGCGAGCCGAAGGCGAAGACAAAUGCGGGAGAUUCGGCGGCCGACGACAACGCAAAGGACGCAUGA